Molecule: messenger RNA, 1449 nt
Organism: Clonostachys solani
Lineage: Eukaryota; Fungi; Ascomycota; Sordariomycetes; Hypocreales; Bionectriaceae
Source: the annotation of a GenBank genome assembly
AUGAGAAUCACCAUUGUUGAUUCCUUGCCUGACGAUGUCCUGAUGGCCGUCAUGUCAAACAACAUCGUGUACAGGCCGGAUCUUGGACUACGCAGCCUGCCCGCCAUUCUCGACUCCGUAGGGAGGUUAGGCUCGAAUGCCAUCAUACCCAGCACAGAUUCGGAGCUUGACAAGUUUGUCGGUGCUCCAUGGAGGCGGUCACGAGUCAGAUACGUUGUACGGAUUAGUAUCAUCGCCCCUGACCCGGGACAGACAGCACAGCAGCUGCCACUGACGACCACGAGUUGGCUCGACGAUGAUUUUGCGGUUUUCAAAGUUCUCGCCUCGGACCAACUAAGCGGCUUCCUGUGCGCCCUCGCGUUUCUGGAGAAGCUGUCCCUGGACCGCCUUGUGGCUCUGACCAGUCCAUCGCCGCAACUGUCAACGCUAUGCAAGCGUGAGGUGCUCAUGGUCGGUGCCGGUCUGGUCAACCUUGUGACGGCGUCACGCCUGAUGGACAAAGGCUGGAAGCUGCACAUCGUGGAUGCUGGACCGAAACCAUCAUCAGACGCCUCCUGGAUGUCUCUCGGAUGCAGCCACGGGGGCGACGACGCACGCAUGUUCACUCUCUCGGAGAUGGACAACUACAACGAUCGAACAAUUUCUGCGACGAUGAACGGCGUCUUCAACAGCGACUCGGCUGACGAGGAGGCGUGGAUCGCCGAGUACGAGGCGCUCCCGCCGUGGCUGGCUAGCCGGUACAACGAGGACAUCUUCUCGCUGACGCGGGAUAGCAAGACCAUCUGGGACGAUUGGCAGCAGUGGGAGCCAGAGCUGUUUGCGAGCUGCGAGACAAGACACGACAUCUUGCGGAUAUAUUCGGACGAGGAGCAUCUUCGUGGCGCUAUUGAGCGCCAGGAUGGGAUUGGUGCAACCAUCCGAGUGCUCUCACCCGAAGAUGUGGCCGAGUACGAGCCUGCCCUUGCCGACGCUGCUGGUGCUUUGGACGACUCAGGCAAUGUGAGAGUCGUUGCGGGAGGCAUUAUCGUUCAUGGGUUUACGGUGAACGCGCAUAAGUUUGCGGCCCAACUGAUACACCGCAUGACGGCCAAGGGAGCCGUGUUCGAGUGGAACAAGUGUGUGGUCCGAAUUCUCUUCGACCAGGCAUCAAGUACUGUCCAGGGCCUCAUCUGCGAGCACGAGGCCGCCCGAGUGGACAACUAUGUUCUAUCACCUGGCGCCUACGGCCAGAGUCUGCUCCAAGGGAUGCGCUGCGAAGGGCAGAUUCACGGGGUCCUAGGUGCCAGGAUCCGACUGCCCAACCUGGAGCCUCGACUCGAGCACUCACUCAAGCUGGCACGGAAGGCACACGUCACGGAGGACGCCAAUGUCACGGUGGCGACGGACGAUGAUGGGAAGCCGAUCCUGAUCAUUGGCUCUGGGUACGGCUACAGGUGCAGAUCCGUUUAA